This is a messenger RNA of Rattus rattus (black rat), 3306 nucleotides long. It is a transcript of the gene Ankrd34a, whose product is annotated as ankyrin repeat domain 34A. The coding region runs from base 631 to 2118 and encodes 495 amino acids. Gene Ontology annotation, molecular function: protein binding. Lineage: Eukaryota; Metazoa; Chordata; Mammalia; Rodentia; Muridae. The record is from RefSeq and is a predicted model, not a curated record. The transcript has 3 exons.
CUGCUUCUCUGCUCUGUGUGGACGCCGCUGCAGAUCCCAACCGCCUCCCUACACCCCUCUGCACAGUGUGCCAUAUGCCGUGUGUGGCAGUCAGGUCUGGCAUACCGGAGCUCAUGGAGAUGUUGAAGAUCAACGGAGAAUCUGGAUGGUUCCUGAAUGGGUCGCGGGAGAGUCCCCUAAGGAGCGCUUAGGAUUUAUAGGUUUAUAUGUGUGCGCAUGGGGGUGGGGAACGGCAUGGUGCCGGACGCCCCCACCCGCAGAGACUGGGCUAUAAAUAGUACAGAAGAGCUCCGCCCCCAACCCCCCUUCUCUCCUCCGGAGCCGGCGCUGUGCCCGGGGCGCACCGGGAGGAGGGACCAGGAUCCAGCGCUGGGGCGCAGAUACUGACACCAAGGGAAUCCAGGUGCCCCCCCCACGCCAUGUGGGCCCCCAGGUACCCGGCUCCUCCACCCCAGAGGCCCCCAUGGCCCCGGCCUCAAUCCUGGCCAGGCAGAGAUUAUGCGGACAUUCAGGGAUAGGCUUCACUACCAAGACCUCAGGCCUCUCCCAACCACCACCCAUCCAUACUCCUAGAUAUCUUCGGCAGGUCCUAGUCCCGGCUCCAUCGGUGCUUUUGCCCAAGCCGCAGCUAUGCUGCACACCGAGGGCCACGCUCUUCUUCGGGCUGUGGGACAGGGUAAGCUACGCUUGGCCCGUUUGCUUCUGGAGGGAGGAGCCUACGUGAAUGAGGGUGAUGCCCAGGGGGAGACUGCGCUAAUGGCGGCCUGUAGGGCCCGUUACGACGACCCUCAGAACAAGGCGCGAAUGGUACGCUAUCUCUUGGAGCAAGGCGCGGAUCCCAACAUCGCAGACCGUUUAGGACGCACCGCGCUCAUGCAUGCUUGCGCCGGGGGUGGGGGAGCCGCAGUGGCCUCUCUGCUCCUUGCCCACGGCGCAGACCCCUCAGUCCGAGAUCACGCUGGCGCCUCGGCGCUUGUCCACGCCCUGGACCGCGGGGACCGCGAGACCCUUGCCACACUGCUGGACGCCUGCAAGGCCAAGGGCACGGAGGUCAUCAUCAUAACCACAGAUACCUCGCCCUCGGGCACCAAGAAGACCAGGCAGUAUCUUAAUUCCCCACCGUCCCCGGGGGUAGAGGACCCUGCACCCGCUCCUCCUAGUCCAGGGGUCUGCACGUCGCCUUCAGAAGUCCAACUACAGACUGCAGGAGGAGGACGCGGGUUGUUAUCCCCUCGAGCCCAGGAAGAAGAGGAGAAAAGAGACGUCUUUGAAUUUCCUCUUCCUAAGCCCCCUGAUGACCCUUCCCCUUCCGAGCCUCUCCCCAAGCCACCUCGACAUCCUCCAAAACCACUUAAAAGGCUCAACUCCGAGCCCUGGGGCCUUGUGGCUCCUCCUCAACCGGUCCCUCCUGCGGAAGGGAGGCCGGGCUUGGAGCGUCUGUCCGCUGAAUUCAAUGGCUUGACCCUGACCGGUAGACCGCGUCUUUCUCGGCGUCACAGCACUGAAGGCCCGGAGGACCCGCCCCCAUGGGCGGAGAAAGUGACGGGUGGGGGUCCUCUCUCGCGCCGAAACACUGCGCCCGAGGCUCAGGAGUCUGGUCUUCCUUCAGGGUUAAGGCAAAAACUGAGCCGCAUGGAGUCUGUGGAGUUCGACACCCCUGGACAUUUUUGCCCUGACUCCCCCGAGUCCAGCCGCUUAUCCCUGGAGCGCCGGCGAUACAGCGCCUCUCCGCUGACCCUCCCUCCAGCGGGCUCAGUUUCCUCCCCACGCCAGUCCCAGGAAAGUCUGCCGGGGGCUGUAUCCCCGCUGAGCGGACGGAGGCGGAGUCCAGGGCUGCUAGAGCGGAGGGGCUCCGGGACCUUGCUCCUGGACCACAUCUCGCAAACACGACCGGGUUUCUUGCCUCCUCUCAACGUCAGUCCCCACCCUCCUAUCCCCGAUAUUCGUCCCCAACCCGGAGGUCGGGCACCCUCACUGCCUGCCCCUCCACACUCUGGGGCACCAGGGUCUCCCAGGACCAAGCGCAAAUUGGUGAGACGCCACUCCAUGCAGACUGAGCAGAUUCGUCUGCUAGGGGGGUUCCAGAGUCUAGGCGGGCCUGGGGAACCAGGGCGCUGAAAGAAAUGAGGGUCUCCAAGGAGGGGGAGGGUAAGGACCCUGAUAGAGGGAGAACCAGCUGAUACCUCGGACACGGGAUCUCUUGCAUGUGCUCCUAGCACUGUGCACGCACACAUGGGUAAGCAUGUGUCCACAAGCACAGUACACUUACUAGCGAGGAAGGAUAAAUACUGUGUUUACUGGGCGUAUAGACCCACGCAUUCAUGCCCUGGUCAUUUCACAAGUACAUGGGAUCACUUGGGAACCCAUAGGCACAGCACACCAACAAACAGAGGACCACUUGUGCUGGGGUCCCAGGCUCACAAUUGUUCAGAAGCAGCGGGGAGCCUCCACUCAUGGCUGGUCUCCUGUAUCGUUGCCCUCCUGAAGAAGCAGUCCCCCGCUUUCCAUGUAUGCCCUGCAACGUGGCCUACCAUACCUUGCUUUCUCUUCAUGACUAUCUCACCCCAGUCUGCAGGCCUUGCUUCUCCAUGCCUGGCUCCUCGCUCACACCCUGCUUCCAUCCGCUUUCCAGGAUGUCUUCUUCACUGUUCUCGGGGUUCCCAAUCUCAGUUCUGUUGCUGCCUUUCAUGUCCUCCACUUCUCAAUUUCCUGCUUUUUAUUUUUUAUUCCUCCCCUGUGCCCCGCCCUCAACACACACACACACACACACACACACACACACACACACACACACGCACACACACCACUACAGAUUGUCUUGUUUACCCCAGGGGGUAUGUCAUGGGCUCAAAGUUGCUCUUCUGUGUGUCUGAGCUUAUGAACACGCCCCCCUCCCACAGGUAGAAGUGGGGAGCAAGCCUAAGUCUGUCCUCUUACUACUUGACAUGUCAAAUAAAUGUGUUCAGAAGUCUGUUUUGUCACUGCUGCUGAAGGUGUGGGCUGGGGGGUAGAGAGGGAACGGGAGAGUGCCGCUUACAGUCGAAACUACUCAGGGAGCGAAUCUAGAGGUUACAGCUACCUUCUUUCCAGGGACCAGCUGAGCAGUAGUGUUUGUAGAAGAAAAGGCAAAUAGGUUCUGUGUUCUGAAGGUUUGAGGGCAUUUGGUAAGCCUUCCUCCAGCCUCCACAUGCCUGAUCGUUAAUGAUGAAAGAUUCUUGAAGUGUCCCCUGAUCCUUAAGCAGAUGUGACUUCCUAUGUCUUCACCACACGGAUUUUGUUGUUUUAAAUACAGGGUUUAAUUUCAUU